Messenger RNA from Oxyura jamaicensis (ruddy duck), 1991 nucleotides. RefSeq names its product plasmanylethanolamine desaturase-like. The record is from RefSeq and is a predicted model, not a curated record. Gene Ontology annotation, cellular component: endoplasmic reticulum membrane. Gene Ontology annotation, molecular function: plasmanylethanolamine desaturase activity. The transcript is spliced from 6 exons. Lineage: Eukaryota; Metazoa; Chordata; Aves; Anseriformes; Anatidae. Gene Ontology annotation, biological process: ether lipid biosynthetic process. Bases 23 to 934 code for a protein of 303 amino acids.
CACCUCCCGGCCCCAUUUCCCGAUGCUGCCGCCGGGCGCCUCGGCGGGGCCUGGCCGCCCCUCGCCGCCCGCCGCCCCCGGGGAGCGGCUUCGCGGCCGGGACAUGGCGGGCGGCACCGGCACGGCCCCGCAGCGCCUCCCGCCCGGGGAGCAAGACCAGGAGGCCGAGCCCGAGGGCGGCAGCCGGCGGUGGGGAGCGCAGCACGCCGGGGCCCGCGAGCUGGCCGAGCUCUACUCGCCGGGAAAGAGACUACAAGAAUGGAUCUCUGUCAUCUUAUGCUUCUCUCUGAUCUGUUUCAAUUUUUACAAUCUUCUCUUCUACUUGCGACUGGAACACACACCCUCCAUUAUUGUUGGGAUAUUUGCAGGAGUUAUUACAGCUGACUUUCUAUCAGGAUUAUUUCACUGGGGAGCAGAUACCUGGGGAUCUGUGGAGCUACCAAUAGUCGGAAAGGCUUUCAUUAGACCCUUCAGAGAACAUCAUAUUGACCCUACAGCAAUUACCAGGCACGAUUUCAUAGAGACCAACGGAGACAACUGCUUUAUGACACUAGUCCCAUUGGCAAACAUGGCAUACAAAUUUGUUUCUUUUUCCCCAGAAGCAUUAUAUGAAACAUGUCCUUGGGAGUGUUAUAUCUUUGCCCUCAUCAUCUUCAUCACCAUGACGAACCAGAUUCACAAGUGGUCUCACACGUACUUCGGUCUUCCACGCUGGGUCAUAUUUCUACAGGACUGGCAUAUUAUCCUGCCACGGAAACACCACAGGAUCCACCAUGUGUCGCCACAUGAGACGUACUUCUGCAUUACAACUGGUUGGCUGAACUAUCCAUUAGAGAAGAUAGGAUUCUGGAGGUGUUUGGAGAACAUUAUCCAAGGACUUACAGGGGAGAAGCCAAGAGCAGACGACAUGAAAUGGGCUCAGAAAAUCAAAUAACUUUUGCCAGCCUUCUGCAGUCCUUAUCUUCGUUGCCAAUGUUUUUUUGUUGUUUUUUUUUUUAAAAAAAAAAAGCCAUCAGCCAAACUCAAGACCUGCAAAGAAAUAAGACUCUAAAGCACAAACUAAAAAGUGCUAACAGACUGUAAUUAAAAGAACUAAUUCUUAAAACAAUACUUGAAAUGAAGAUGAUUACUCUUACUGAGCACCUUUGUUUAGCCAUGUCGCUUACAUCUUAGAAAAUACUUCAUCACUGUAUUUCAUAAAGCUGUCAGGCAAGCCAGAAGGCAGGACAGUCACUCCAUUGGUACGUGGUGGCAUUGUAAACGUGUUGUAUCAACAUUAUUUAACACUUCAAAAAUAGCUUGUUGCCUAAGACCUCCGGGGGAAGGGUGACAACAGUUUGUCACUUCAUGUUUGAGUCCAAAUACACUGCAUGAAAACAGUGUGCCAGUACUGGAAGCCUAUAAAACCAUCACUGUUCAAUGCACUUAGUGUUUGGUAACCUUAUAGUUCCAUCUUCACGAGUAAGUAAAACUGAUGUAAUGUGGAACAGACUUUGAGAAUCCCACUCUGCCAGUGGGCCACGAAUCCUCAAGUGUCUUCAGUUCCCCUUAAUGUAAAAUUAUUCUACUCUCUAUGUGGAAUUGAGCAAACUGUUUCUGCAUAAGCCUUCAACUGUACCUUAACAAGCCUCUGCGGAGGGGGAGGGCACCCAGUACAACACAUGCUCGCAUUUGUUCGUGUGGAGUGCUCACUGAUGAGCUUUCUAUUAAGUGUUUCCUACCCUGACAAUAAAUGUUUAAAAUAGUUAUAGCAUUGGGCACAUUGCAAAUAGCUGUAUUCAAGAGCUCGAGGUAUCAAACUUGUAAUGUUAGAAGGGAAAUGUCAAUGACCGGUAUUUUGUUCUUUUUGUUUGUUUUUUUUUAAGGUGCUUGCUUGUUCCUGUAAAUAAUAUAAAGCCUUAAUCUCUUCUGGUGUAAUGGAAUAAUAUUUUAAUGUGAUGUUUGAAUGUAUAUAAUAUAUUUAUAACAAAGCAGUUGGAUAAUACUAAUCA